UGUAGUGUAUUGACAAGAUACCAUUAUAGGACACUGCCCACUUGUGGUUAUAUAGAGUUAUGACGUUCAGUAACGUGUGUAUGUUACGUGCUUUUGUCUACAUGAGAUAAAGUCCCGCUCUCCACGCUCGGUCAAGUCUCAGUCUGAGUUAUUUCCCCACAACAAUAUAUUACAGUUUGGCGACGAGGAUGGGAUGCUAAAAGAAAGAAAAGCAUCCCGGAAGACGAGAGACAUGAAGUUAUAACAGGCAGAUCACAAGAAAGGAAGAUUGUGGCACCAACGUGAGUGGCUAACAAACGAGCUAACAAGCUAACGUGACUGCUACUGUUAUUAACGGCGGACUGCAGCAAUGGCUCUCAUCGGCAACAUGUCGGAAUACCGAGAGGGUAAGGAAGAUUUUGAAUCUUACCUGGAGAGGAUGGAACAGUGGAUGGCAGCAAAUGAUGUGGACGAUGAAAAGAAAGUCAGCGUUUUUCUGUCGCUAAUUGGAGCGGAAGCCUACGGACUUUUGAAAAGUUUACUCCUGCCGGAUAAGCCAAGCACGAAAAGUUAUGCAGCGCUCACCAAAGCACUUAGUGACCAUUACAAGCCCAAACCACUUGUCAUUAUGGAGAGGUUUCGAUUUCAGAAGAGAAAUCAACAAGAGAGUGAAUCUGUAAGUGACUAUAUGGUAGCUCUGAAACACCUGUCAACAAACUGUGAUUUUGGAGCUCACCUGGACGAUGCUCUCCGUGAUAGGUUUGUGAGUGGACUGAGAUCAGAGGCAAUACAGAGAAAAUUGCUGGCAGAGAAAAAUGUGACGUUUAAAAGUGCAUGUGACACAGCACUGUCCAUGGAGAUGGCUUCACGCAACACUUUGGAAUUCUCAGGAAAAAUUAAAGAGAAUGCAACAGUCAAUAAAGUGUUCAACCAGAGUAAAAAAAGAGAUGACAAAAGAAAAUCAAGUGACACAAGCUACAGCAAGAGUACAUCCUGGCACAAGAGCAGCGUGGAUGACAAGCAGCAACAGCUACACCAGCCCUGCUACAGAUGUGGAGGUAAACACCCACCUGCUGUGUGCAGAUUUAAACAGGAAAAAUGCCACCACUGCACAAAAGUGGGACACAUUGCACGCAUGUGCAGGAAUAAAAAGACACCACAAAAGACUCAUUAUGUUGAACAGGAGGCUGAAACAAGCCCAGCGGAUGAGGAUAAUGAACACUUGUUUGGACUGUACGUAGUAUACACAACUUCAGAUGGUAAAGAUGGCUAUGUGGUUGACAUGGACAUUGAAGGCCAGAACAUUCAGAUGCAGUUGGACACAGGAGCAUGUGUGUCUCUUGUAUCAGAGAUCACUUACAAGACAUCGCUCGCUCACUUGCCACUUAGCCCAUGUAAAAUACCGCUGUCUACUUUCUCUGGAGAACGCAUCCCAGUGUUGGGGAAGGUGGAGGUGAAUGUGGAAUAUGAACAACAAGCAGCCAAAGUACCACUGGUUAUUGUGAAAGGCGACCGACCAGCACUACUGGGCAGAAAUUGGCUCAAGAAAUUUAAGCUGAACUGGAAGGAAAUAUUCCAAGUCAAAGUAGUAGGAGAAGCUAUUGACCCAGAAGUGGCAGCAAUCCUACAGAGGCACAAGGGAGUGUUUGAGGAAGGGCCUAGCACCAUCCGUGAGUUCAAGGCUUCGAUCAAGAUGAGGCCAGGUGCGCAGCCAAUAUUUAGAAAAGCCAACCAAGUGCCAUAUGCUCUAAAAGAGGCUGUGGAAAAAGAACUCGACCGAUUAGAGGCUAUGGGAAUCAUAUCAAAAACAGACAAAAGUGAAUGGGCUGCACCCAUAGUGACUGUGCCAAAGGCUGACAAAUCAAUCCGGAUUUGUGGAAAUUACAAAGUGAACAUAAAUCAGUGUGUGGAAGAGGAAACUUAUCCUUUGCCCAAUACAGAAGAUCUUUUUGCAACAUUGGCUGGAGGCAAGCUGUUCACUAAACUGGACUUAUCACAUGCCUAUCAGCAGUUGGAGUUGGAUAAGGACUCAGAGAAGUACCUUACAGUCAACACACAUCGAGGACUGUACACUUACCACCGACUGUCAUAUGGAGUCUCAAGUGCCCCGUCCAUCUUCCAAGCAGUGAUGGACCAAAUCCUACAGGGAAUAGAGCAUGUGACCUGUUUCCUGGACGACAUCUUAAUCACAGCUGGUUCGAGAGAGGAACAUCUGCGCAAACUGGAGGAAGUGUUGAGUCGCCUGGCAAAGUAUAAUGUAAAGGUCAAGCAAGCAAAAUGUAAGUUCAUGGCAGACAGAGUGGAAUAUUUGGGACACAUGGUUGACAGUGAGGGGCUUCACCCCACAGAAGAGAAGGUGAAAUCUAUUGUAAACGCACCAAGUCCCACAAAUGUCACAGAGCUUCGUUCCUUCCUGGGACUACUGAACUAUUAUGGCAGGUUUAUGCCAAAUCUGUCCAUGCAGCUUCAACCUUUGCAUAACUUACUGAGACGUGAAAGUGUUUGGCAAUGGACAGUAGAAUGUGAGGCUGCGUUCAACAGUGCAAAAGAUCAACUACUGCAGAGCACCCUAGUAGUUCACUAUGACACCAGAAAGCCACUGAAACUAGCCUGUGAUGCUUCGCCUUAUGGUGUCGGCGCUGUUAUCUCUCAUGUGAUGGAGAAUGGAGAAGAAAAGCCCAUAGCAUUUGCAUCUCGCACAUUGUCAGAGGCAGAAAGCAAAUAUGCUCAAAUAGAGAAGGAAGCCCUCUCUAUAAUUUUUGGAGUGAAGAAGUUUCACAAAUACCUGUAUGGGAGGAAAUUUACUCUCAUUACUGACCAUAAACCACUCUUGGCAAUCCUUGGCCCAAAGUCAGCUAUCCCCACACUAGCCGCUUUGAGAAUGCAGCGCUGGGCGCUCAUAUUGAUGGCUUAUAACUAUGACAUAGAGUAUCGCCAGUCUGCAGAGCAUGCAAAUGCAGACGCGCUCUCCCGGUUGCCAAGUAAAGUCAGAGACAGCACUGCUGAGGAAGGAAAGAUCUUCUAUUUCUCUUUGAUGGAGGAUUUACCUGUGAAAGCCAGCGACAUCGCACAGAGCACAAACAAAGAUCCGGUGCUUAGCCGAGUUAGGGAGCUCACUCUAAAUGGAUGGCCAAGUCAUGCAAGGGAGGAGACACUCAACCCAUUCUCUAUCAGAAGAACUGAACUAUCAGUGGAACAAGGAUGUGUCCUCUGGGGAAUGAGAGUUGUAGUCCCCUCAGCUCUCAGACCAAAGCUGCUGCAUGAUCUUCACCAGGGUCAUCCUGGUAUGUGUCGCAUGAAAGCCUUAGCAAGGAGCUACAUGUGGUGGCCCGGCCUGGAUAAAGACAUUGAAAAAACUGUGAAAGAGUGCAAUGCAUGUCAGACAGUGAGACAACUACCAGCAGCGGCUCCACUGCAUUGUUGGAAAUGGCCAACGCGAGUGUGGCAACGGAUACACAUAGAUUUUUGUGAGAAAGAUAAACAGUAUUUUUUAGUCCUUGUUGACAGUCAUUCAAAAUGGUUGGAGGUGGUUCCCAUGACAACCACAACAUCAGCUAAAACUAUUGAAGUUCUGCGCAACAUUUUUGCAUCUUAUGGACUGCCUGAGGAAGUUGUUUCAGACAACGGGCCUCAAUUCACAUCAAGUGAAUUUAAGCAGUUUCUGAGAGGAAAUGGCAUCAAACAAACCUUGGUCCCAGCGUAUCAUCCGCUUCUAAUGGAGCAGCUGAAAGGUCAGUGCAGACAGUGAAAUCUGCAUUGAUGAAGCAAGUGUUGGAAGAUGAGGGUUCUGUUACAUUGCAGCAUAGACUGGCAAAUUUCUUACUGAUGUACAGAAGCACACCGCACACUGUAACAGGUGUUUACCAGCUGAGUUGUUUCUUAAACGUCAAGUGAGGACCCGUUUUAGUCUUCUGAAACCAUGUCUGGCUGGAACUGUUGAGGAGAAACAACAAAGUCAGAAGAAAUACCAUGACAAAGGCAGGACCAAGCUGAGAGAGUUGUCGGCGGGUGACCAGGUGUCUGUGAGAAAUUUUCGUGAGGGAAAGGAGAAAUGGAUGAGAGGGACAGUUGUAAAACGACUUGGACCUGUUUCUUACCUGAUAAAUGAUGGUGUGAGAGAACGCACAGUUCACAUUGAUCACCUGUUACUCUUGCAUGAAAAAGCUGUGGAUGACAACAGCUCAAGUGAUGAUGCUUACCGGACACCAGAUCUGGAUUCACUACACCCAAGAAGCAGCAUCCAGGAGGCAGAGCGGAGGAUUGCUACUCCAGCACCAGCUCACUCUCUGGUGAAACCUGCAACUCUCCCUGAAAGACUCAGCCCUGCAUCCUGUACACACUCUUCAGCCCAGUACAGCAGUACACCAGUGAAACCAGCAGAGCCAGUGGCUGUCUCAGUCACCACCCAACAAACUGAGCGCCGCUAUCCAGAGCGUCUGCGGGCUCCACCCAAAAGACUGACUUUUUGAAAAGCUAGGAAACCAUAUCCUUUUUUGGUUCAAGUGCUUUUGAUUAUUCUAGUUGUUUCUGAAUAGUUAAUUAUUAGUAAAAGUGAAGUUAACUGUUGCUUAUGAGCAGCUGGAGUUUGAAAAAAAAAUGAAUGAGACAACACCGUUUAAUUUACUGAAGAAGACUCUUUAAGUUAUACGAAGUAAAUUGUCUGUUACCGUAUUUCUAAGCUAAUUGCAGUAUUUGGAGUUUGGGGGUUAAAGUUUAAAGGGGAGGAGUGUAGUGUAUUGACAAGAUACCAUUAUAGGACACUGCCCACUUGUGGUUAUAUAGAGUUAUGACGUUCAGUAACGUGUGUAUGUUACGUGCUUUUGUCUACAUGAGAUAAAGUCCCGCUCUCCA
This is a messenger RNA of Xyrichtys novacula (pearly razorfish), 4830 nucleotides long. The record is from the annotation of a GenBank genome assembly. Lineage: Eukaryota; Metazoa; Chordata; Actinopteri; Labriformes; Labridae.